Messenger RNA from Oreochromis niloticus (Nile tilapia), 1427 nucleotides. Its product is annotated as stonustoxin subunit beta-like. Lineage: Eukaryota; Metazoa; Chordata; Actinopteri; Cichliformes; Cichlidae. The coding region runs from base 346 to 978 and encodes 210 amino acids. The record is from RefSeq and is a predicted model, not a curated record. Gene Ontology annotation, molecular function: protein binding. The transcript is spliced from 5 exons.
GAGGAGGCUCUUCUGAGGCUGCUGCCAGUGGUCAAAGUCUCUAAAAAAGCUCUACUGUCUGGAUGUAAUCUCUCAAAGAGAAGCUGUGAGGCUCUGUGCUCCUUUCUCAUCUCCCAGUCCUCUACUGUGAUUAAGCUGGACCUUAGUAACAACAACCUGCAAGACUCUGGAGUAAAGCUUCUGUGUGCUGGAUUAAAGAGUCCAAAUUGUACACUGGAAAAUCUGAGUCUGUCAGGCUGUCUGAUCACAGAGGAAGGUUGUACUUCUCUUGCCUCAGCUCUGAGUUCCAACCCCUCCCAUCUGAGAGAAUUGGACCUGAGUUACAAUGAUCCAGGAGGCUCAGGAAUGAAGCUGCUGUUGGCUGGACAGAAGGAUCCACGUUGGAGACUGGACAUCCUCAGGGUGGAGCCUGCUGGAACCCGAUGGUUGAAACCAGGUCUGAGGAAGUAUUCCUGUCAACUCACAAUCGACACAAACACAGUACACACAGACCUCAAACUGUCUGACAACAAUAGGAAGGUGACGCGUGUGAAGGAGGUUCAGUUAUAUCCUGAUCAUUCAGACAGAUUUGAUGUUCGUCCUCAGCUGCUGUGUAGAAAUGGUCUGACUGAUCGUUGUUACUGGGAGGUCGAGUGGAGAGGAGAAGUUUAUAUAUCAGUGAGUUACAGAAGAAUCAGAAGGAAAGGAGGCAGUGAUGACUGUGUGUUUGGAUGGAAUCAUGGGUCCUGGAGUCUGAUCUGCUCUGAAGAUGGUCCUCGGUCUGCCCUUCACAAUAACAUACAAACACCCAUCUCCUCCUCCUCCUCCAUCUCUAAAAGAGUAGCAGUGUAUGUGGACUGUCCUGCUGGCACUCUGUCCUUCUACAGAGUCUCCUCUGACUCUCUGAUCCACCUCCACACCUUCAACACCCCAUUCACUGAAACUCUUUAUCCUGGGUUUAUGUUCUGGUCUUCUGGUUCGUCAGUCUGUCUGUGCUGAGUUGUGUGUAAAGAGUGUCCUCCUGUUAGAGAAACACUCUGACUGAUGAACAGAUAGUUCACUCUAUACAACCCUGUCUCUUUCACUCAGAAACAUGUUUUCAGAUUCAUGGAUUCAAUCAGUUCAUGUUUUAAACUCUUCUAAAUGAUUCCUUGUAAAUCUCUUCCUCUUCAGUCCUUAAAAGAUGGAAUCUACCAUUAUUACAGGAUCCACAUGUUGUUUCUUUGUCUUUUUCCAUUCAAAGCUUCAUAGUGAAUAUCAGUAUGUUGUGCUUCUCUGAAGCUCAGUUCACAACCAGCUUCUCUGCAUUUUCGAAAGGUCUGAGAUCAGUAAAAUGAAUCCAAAUGUUUGAUUUCUCUUUCUUAAUGUGAUUUUUCUAAUGUCUGGCUAAAUAAAUGAUCAUCCAAUGGUACUCAAUGUAUAAAAUAUUAAAGACAUUUAGCAUCUCA